Hemicordylus capensis (graceful crag lizard) is the source of this 4168-nucleotide messenger RNA. RefSeq names its product prostaglandin F receptor (gene PTGFR). Gene Ontology annotation, biological process: positive regulation of cytosolic calcium ion concentration; inflammatory response; adenylate cyclase-activating G protein-coupled receptor signaling pathway. The transcript has 3 exons. Gene Ontology annotation, molecular function: prostaglandin F receptor activity. The record is from RefSeq and is a predicted model, not a curated record. Bases 326 to 1414 code for a protein of 362 amino acids. Gene Ontology annotation, cellular component: plasma membrane. Lineage: Eukaryota; Metazoa; Chordata; Lepidosauria; Squamata; Cordylidae.
UCUUUGCUGUUGCUUUUCCAGGCAGCGCGGGCAGGCGACAAGCGUGACGUUCGCCCCUGCUGAAAGGGGCGGGGCUGUGGGCGAGCCUUGGGGUCGACAGCAGCAGCGACAAUCUCCUCCUCCUCCUCCUCCUGACCAGUGCGAUAGGCGGGAGCCGCCGCGCAAAGCAGCGAGCGGGAUCGCCCGUCUGCACUGCACAGCUGGCGCCUGCCAUGGACGGCGAGCGGGACAGGCGAGCCGCCGCUGCCUGGACUGGAGGAAAGGAGAUGCUGGAGGAUUUCCUGACUACUGAAAUACUUUGAAUCCUGAGUUUGCCUUUCUAACAAUGAACAAUUCAGAAUCACUGGCGUUGGCUGGAAUUCUAUUUUCCAACAAAACCUGUCAAACAGAAAAAAAGAUCUCUGUGUUUUUUUCUGUCAUCUUCAUGACGGUGGGGAUUUUAUCCAACAGUCUUGCCAUAGCCAUUCUCAUGAAGGCGUAUCAGAGGUUUAGACAGAAAUCAAAAGCUUCUUUUUUGCUUUUUGCUAGUGGUUUGGUUAUCACAGACCUGCUGGGCCAUCUCAUCACUGGAACCAUUGCAGUAUUUGUAUAUGCAACUGACAAGGACUGGAUUCGAUUUAAUCAGGCAAAUGUUCUCUGCAGUGUUUUCGGCAUUUGUAUGGUGUUCUUUGGACUAUGUCCCCUUUUUCUGGGCAGUGUGAUGGCUGUUGAACGCUGCAUUGGAGUCACUAAGCCAAUAUUUCAUUCAACAAAAAUGACUUCUAAACAUGUAAAAAUGAUGUUGACUUUGGUAUGUCUUUUUGCUAUCUUCAUAGCUUUGCUGCCUAUAUUUAGGUUAAGAUCCUAUCAAAUUCAGGCAUCAAGGACCUGGUGCUUCUAUAAAACAGAGCAUGUUGAAGACUGGGAAGACAGAUUUUACCUCUUACUUUUUUCAUGCUUGGGUUUACUGGCCCUUGGUAUUUCAUUCUUGUGCAACGCUGUGACAGGAAUUACACUUUUAAGAGUCAAAUUUAAAAGUCAACACAGACAAGGGAGAUCUCACCAUUUUGAAAUGAUCAUCCAGCUCUUGGCUAUAAUGUGUGUCUCUUGCAUUUGCUGGAGCCCUUUCCUGGUAACCAUGGCCAAUAUUGGAAUAAAUGAAGAUCAUUCCCAAGAAUCCUGUGAAACAAUACUUUUUGCUCUGCGAAUGGCAACGUGGAAUCAAAUAUUAGAUCCAUGGGUAUACAUUCUUCUAAGAAAAGCUGUUCUUAAGAAACUCUACAAGAUUGCUAGGAGAUUUUGUGGUGUGCACUUCAUUAACUUGCAUACAUGGGAACUGAGUUCCAUUAAGAAUUCUUUAAAAGUUGCAGCAGUUUCGGAUUCACCAGUUAGUUCCAAGCAAACAAAUAAGCCACUUAAUUUAACAGUGCAAUAAAGUGAAUGUGAGAAUGAUGAAAUGAUGAGGUAAUGGUCCCUAAUCACCUCAAAAUGUAAUAGUGUGAGUGGCCUGGUAUUUUCAUCUUCAGAAUAGGUGGUCUGGUUUAAUUUCUUGAUGUUUAUUAGUCUGGAGUUGCUAUUUCAAGAUAUUUCAAAUAUAAACUUGAAAAAUACUAUUUGUGUUCAAAACCUGGUGCCAAAUCUUGCAGGACUCUACAUAGCAGAAUAUUUCAACUAUCUGUUAAGAAAUUACAAAGCCUAAACAAAACAGAACAAAAAAGCCUAAAAGUUGUGGUUUUUUUUAAAAGGAACAGAAUGGUAAACAUAUAGGAUGAUAUUAGGAACUCCAAAAACACUUUUGAAUUAAAUAAAUGUCCUCAAGUGUUUUUUUUUUAUUGGCACAGUCCAGACACAUUAGGCACUUUGAAAUCAUAUUUUAUUUCAGUUGGACAAGCAAAUGCUUAAUGCUUUCCUUGAAAUACAUAUGAGUUAGAAUUAUUUAACUUUGGCUAGAUAGGCCACAGUGUGCUCAUAUACAUCUGAUGUUUACGGGUACUGAAGUAAAAAAAAUGUAAACUCCUGAAGAAAAUAUCUGAGUUAGUACAUGUGUUAGAAUGUAGCAAGUGAAUCUGUUUGACUAAUGAAGGGAGAAAUCUGAUAACCAUCAGCAGUACUCUAGUACCAUUAGAGUAAAGAAGCAAAUGCUGAAAUAUCAUAUUGUUAAAAGGUUAAUGGUAAUGACAGUGAAUGUAUUUAAUAUGUAUUAAUUUGAAAGUGCACCUUAUUUUUCAGGUAUAACUUUUUUUCCACUUUCUCUUGCAAAUAUAGCACCUAAACCUGAAAACUGUGAGCUUUCAAAAUUGUGGAAGCUCUAUUUCAGGCUGAAGAAGUUGAGCCCUUUCCAAGUUAGACUUCUCAGCAUUCCAUUUUUAAAACUUUUUUUAAAAUUUAUAUGCACACGAAAGAGAUCGUUGGAAAUAUGGACGUCAGUUCAAUGUUCAGUACAAUUAAUUGUUGUGACUUGGAAAGUGUUGCUCAUCGUUAAUUGGAUGUUACAGUACAUUGAAAAUCAUUUUAUUAUCUGAUUGUUUUACUUAUAAUAAGACAAUGAUGAAAUAAUUUGUUAAGUAUUGUGAAGCUUUAAAAGUAAGUUCACAUUAUGCAUAAUGUAAAUAAUGCUAGUCAUUGUGAAGUAUCAUGUGCCAACAUUAAUUUUGACAGUUUAAAUUUCAUUAUGUAACUUUUCAUUUUUUGUUUUUUUGAGGCUUCAACUAAUUACCAUCAACUUAAAAGGCAAAGCACUAGAUCAGAAUCACCUAGGAUAUAGCAAGCAAUAGAAAAUAUGUUUUAAAACAAUGGAUAGGUUGACAUUGCUCCUGUGUGGGCUGGAGGUGGAGAAAAUGUCAGUAAAAACGUUGGGUGGUGAGCAUGCAUGCUCCAGGUGGGUGUGACAUCUGAACCUGGUUCUUGACCCACUUCUCUCAAUAUUCUUCCGACUUCUGUCACCAAGAUUUGAAGUUGACAGAAAAAGUUGGUAGAAUCUCAGUAAUGCAGUGCAGGAACUGGACUUGGGCGGGUUCAGACAGCAUGUCUGCCAGGAUUGCAUACGCUCACUUCUUGACAUCUUACCGGCAUUUCCCCCACUUCCAGACCAGAUGGUAGUCAUGUGAGCCUGCCCAAUAAAUGGUAAUAAUGGUAAUAUAGUAAAACAGGUUUACUAUACUACAGAGUGACUGCCUGAGACAGUAACUGUGAUGUUUCAUAUGGCAUUUUUGAAAAAUGUAUAGGCAAAAUGAAGUUUUGGAUUCUAUUGAUCCUUCCAUGUUUCAGCAAAAGGGAGGAACAGGAACUGGCUAGGAAGAAGAGAACAUUGUUUCUAUUCAAUGGUAAAUGUAUGUCAUAGAACAGAGCUGGGAAAGAUUUUUUCUUGUAAUAAGUUUGUGUUAAUAUGUCAUCUUAAUAUUUUCACCAGCCUUAAAUUUUAGGUACUAGCCUUUACAGUACUGCAUACAAUCCCAUAACAUUUAUAGGAUCUCAGGCAACUUAAGUGCCUAGGAUUUUUUCAUGCCCUGCAUAUGCUUGCUGAAUUUGUUUGAAAAGAAGUGGUAACUGAUAUGUCAAUUCUGUCCCACAGUUUGCUUACAACAAAAUGUAAAGCAGUAGAAAGUUGUGAAUGUUCUCAACUAGUCACAAGCCUGACUCUGAAUCUUUCUUUCAUGACAAUGAAAUCAGUAUGUGAAAUAGUGACACUUUUGCCACUGCUCCUACUAUUACUCUUAUCACUACUACUAUUAUCAAAGUUUUUUGGCACCAACAAUGUGCAAAUGGCAUAAAUCUGGCCCUGAGAUAUGCAGUGCUAAAUUUAUGAUGGGUGAGUGUUCUCAUGCCAAAUCAAUGCUGUCAUCCUGUACAGCACACUGUAAUGACUUGGAAAGUCCAUGCUAAAAUUGGUCUCUAUUGUACAGAACAUGACAUCAGUGUAUCUUAUAACUUGCUUCAGUUUCUCGUUCUAUCUGGGUGAGAAUUUGCUUCAGUGACUGCAGAUUGAUGUUCAGCCACACAGUUGUGGAAUUGCUUGAGCAGUGAAAAGAGCUUUCCCCCUACUUUGUCAUGUGAAUAAAUGUUAGUAUGUAUAUUUUGCAUUCUGGCUGAAUUCCCCCCCCCCCCAAGUAUGUAUAUUUGUUUUCUUAUUUCUGUGUAUUGAUACAGAUUGAAUGUAACAUGCAGUGCCCCAUUAAACUUGUUACCUGAU